AUGAUUAAUUUGCUUGAACUUCUGGCGCUACCUAACAUGAUGAGUUAUGUAGUUACUCUGAAUGUUAGAUUCCAAUCUUUGACCAAGUCGAUAAAAGCUAGUGAGGCAGCCAACGCACGGACACUGGAUCCACUUGUGAAGAAUCUUUACAAAAUGGUACCCUCAACGCUCGUAACAUUUCUGGUGGCCAUCGGGUUCCAUACAUGUUCGUCGAGCUCCGUCUCAAACGCAGCCAACCAGUUGGAUAUAUGGUGUGGAGCUGAUGGGCAAAAUUUCGCACAGCCAUCAAAUUCAUGUUUCUACACAAAAAACAUUAGCGCUGUUCCUUUAUACAGGCUAGUCAACCACUAUGCCGACAGCAUGGCGGCAAAUGAACCGAAGUCGGGAAUGUUCAGCAACGAGUGUUGCAGUUACCACAUGCAUGUGCACUUUGCGUGGAGACAGGCUGACGUUCGUCUAUCCAGGGUCGCCCUAGCCUUGCAAAACAACCGAUGGAAAAUUGUUGGUUCAAAUUUGGUUAGCUCCAUAGGAACACUUAUCGAAUUGCCUGCCAAGGGAACGAUUGGUGAGCUUCUCGAUUUCUUGUUUGGAUGUUACUGCUUCGCGGUGCCACAGAGUACAAUUGUGGGAGAUGCGACGGUCUACGUUUCAAAUUUCCGCAGCUCCAGAUCAUCUACAAUCGAUCAGGCACUGUUGACUGAGACAACACAGAACUUUUUGAAAUUGGCUGCUCCCGGAUCCUAUUAUCUGGCUUGGUCCGAUGCGCCUGAAAUGGUUCGAGUCUUCACAGCCCUUAAAUACGAACAACUGAUUUGUGGAGAUACCCCAAUGGGCAAAAACCCAUGCCAUUGGAGUCGCGUUGGAAUGGAUGACGAGGAAGCCAAAUCUCGAUGUCUAUAUAGGAUUCAAAAGAUAGCGUGA
Opisthorchis viverrini is the source of this 921-nucleotide messenger RNA. RefSeq lists its product as hypothetical. The record is from RefSeq and is a predicted model, not a curated record. Lineage: Eukaryota; Metazoa; Platyhelminthes; Trematoda; Opisthorchiida; Opisthorchiidae. The transcript has 3 exons. The coding region runs from base 1 to 921 and encodes 306 amino acids.